AUGGUUGAAUUGACUGAAGUUAGAGAAGAGAACAUUUCUUUCGAAGAAGAAAAGGUACCAUCCAGUUCCUUCAGCAGACAGGACACUACAGCCGAACAUGAAUCUUCUGAUGAAUUCUCCAGUGAUGACGAGUAUGACGAGGAGGAAACUUUCCUAGAGAGAUUGGUGGCUUUGAAAGACAUAAUUCCCCCAAGACAGAGACAGACCAUUUCAAACGUUUUCAAUGUCACAGUCUCCGCGGUCAGAAACACCUUCUCAAAAAGUGGAAACGUAGCAUGGGCUGUCACAACUUCUGCCCUCUUGUUAGGUGUACCUCUAUCGCUAUCGAUCCUUGCCGAACAACAGCUCAUUGAGAUGGAGAAGAGUUUUGACCUCCAAAAGGACGCUAACGAGAUUUUGGUGCAGGGAGACGCCACACCGGCUCCCGCUAUCGCCUAA
This is a messenger RNA of Lachancea thermotolerans CBS 6340, 438 nucleotides long. RefSeq names its product Tom22p (gene TOM22). Bases 1 to 438 code for a protein of 145 amino acids. Lineage: Eukaryota; Fungi; Ascomycota; Saccharomycetes; Saccharomycetales; Saccharomycetaceae. The record is from RefSeq and is a predicted model, not a curated record. The transcript has a single exon. Gene Ontology annotation, biological process: intracellular protein transport. Gene Ontology annotation, cellular component: mitochondrial outer membrane.